Molecule: messenger RNA, 1362 nt
Organism: Mastomys coucha (southern multimammate mouse)
Lineage: Eukaryota; Metazoa; Chordata; Mammalia; Rodentia; Muridae
Gene: Igfbp2
Product: insulin like growth factor binding protein 2
Exons: 4
Coding region: 117-1034 (305 amino acids)
Biological process (GO): regulation of insulin-like growth factor receptor signaling pathway
Cellular component (GO): extracellular region
Molecular function (GO): insulin-like growth factor II binding; insulin-like growth factor I binding
Source: RefSeq, a predicted model, not a curated record
GGGAGGAGAAAGAAGGCAAGGAGGCGUCUCCCGUGCUCGCCCGGUCCGUGCCACCUGCCCGCCCGCCCGCCCGCUCGCUCGCUCGCCCGCCGCCCUACCGUUGCCCACCAGCCAACAUGCUGCCGAGAUUGGGCGGCCUCGCGCUGCCGCUGCUCCUGCCGUCGCUGCUCUUGCUGUUGCUGCUGGGCGCGGGCGGCUGCGGCCCCGGGGUGCGCGCUGAGGUGCUGUUCCGCUGCCCCCCCUGCACGCCCGAGCGUCUGGCCGCCUGCGGACCCCCACCCGACGCACCCUGCGCCGAGCUGGUGCGAGAACCCGGCUGCGGCUGCUGCUCCGUGUGCGCACGGCAGGAAGGCGAAGCGUGCGGCGUCUACAUCCCGCGCUGCGCCCAGUCCCUACGCUGCUACCCCAACCCGGGCUCCGAGCUGCCCCUGAAGGCGCUAGUCACCGGCGCGGGUACCUGUGAAAAGAGACGCGUGGGCGCCACCCCACAGCAGGUUGCAGACAGCGAUGACGACCACUCUGAGGGAGGCCUGGUGGAGAACCACGUGGAUGGAACCAUGAACAUGUUGGGAGGUGGCAGCAGUGCUGGCCGGAAGCCUCUCAAGUCAGGCAUGAAGGAGCUGGCUGUGUUCCGGGAGAAGGUCAAUGAACAGCACCGGCAGAUGGGCAAAGGUGCCAAGCACCUCAGCCUGGAGGAGCCUAAGAAGCUGCGCCCGCCUCCCGCCAGGACCCCUUGCCAGCAGGAGUUGGACCAGGUCCUGGAGCGGAUCUCCACCAUGCGCCUUCCGGAUGAUCGGGGCCCUCUGGAGCAUCUCUACUCCCUACACAUCCCCAACUGUGACAAGCACGGCCUGUACAACCUGAAACAGUGCAAGAUGUCUCUGAACGGACAACGCGGGGAGUGCUGGUGUGUGAACCCCAACACCGGGAAGCCGAUCCAGGGAGCUCCCACCAUCCGGGGAGACCCUGAGUGCCAUCUCUUCUACAACGAGCAGCAGGAGACUGGUGGGGCCCAUGCCCAAAGUGUGCAGUAAACAGCAGGCAGGCGGUGCCUGGCUUCCCCACCCCGAACACCAGCAGAAAUGGAGGGCAUCAAGGUUGUCGGGUGUGGAGGAGUUCCCAGUUUUGACACAUGUAUUUAUAUUUGGAAAGAGACCAACACUGAGCUGAGAAGCCCCCCUCCAGCCCCCAGUGGCAGUUAACCUGUACCUCGCUUCCUGCUUCUAUUAGAGGGGAAGGACGGUACUGGGGGCGCUGGGUACAAGCUUGGGAAUGGGGAAAGAAAUUUUUAUUUUUGAACCCCUGUGUCUCUUUUACUCAAGAUUAAAGGAAGGGAAAAUAAAAAGUGUGUGUCUUACUUGA